Oryzias melastigma (Indian medaka) is the source of this 1287-nucleotide messenger RNA. It is a transcript of the gene sat2b, whose product is annotated as spermidine/spermine N1-acetyltransferase family member 2b. Gene Ontology annotation, molecular function: N-acetyltransferase activity. The transcript has 6 exons. NCBI's taxonomy places the organism in Eukaryota, Metazoa, Chordata, Actinopteri, Beloniformes, Adrianichthyidae. The record is from RefSeq and is a predicted model, not a curated record. The coding region runs from base 199 to 720 and encodes 173 amino acids.
ACCCCUGGUUCUGAGCAGAACAAGAGAAAAAGUGCAAAGCUAUUAUUUAGUUCCGAAAGGAAAUACGUGCGUGUUAAUUUGAAAGUACCCUGAAUCGAGAGUUUCUAUUUCCUGUUAAACGGCAAAAGAAAAUUUGUAGCCACAUUAGAGGUUUUGGUCAGUUUUGUCUGAAAUUUUAAGUGUUUUGCUGCAGUCAACAUGAAUUUUAAGAUACGUCCUGCUAUUAAAGAAGACUGCAAAGAAAUAUCCAGGAUGAUUAUGGAGCUGGCGGUUUAUGAAAACAUGCCCGACCAAGUCAAGAUAACCCAUGAAGAACUGGAGCGUGACGGUUUCUGCGAGAGCCCCUUUUUCGAGUGUCUUGUUGCAGAAGUUCCUGAGGAGCACAAAUCAAAAGAAGGGUUUACAGUCGUCGGAUAUGCGCUUUACUUCUACACAUACAGCACUUGGAAGGGACCCUCAAUAUUUUUAGAGGAUCUCUAUGUGAUGCCAGAAUUUCGAGGAAACGGCAUUGGCAAAGGGUUACUUUGCAAAGUUGCUGAGGUAGGAAAAAAGAAGCAGUGCGUGCGGCUGCAGCUGUCUGUGCUGGACUGGAAUACACCCUCGCGAGAUUUUUAUGCGGCUAAAGGAGCUCAGGAUCUUACUGUAAGCGAAGGCUGGCACGCCAUACGCUUCGACGGACAAAGCCUGGAUAAUUUAGCUAACGAAGCUGCUAAAAUUUAAAGGGUUGAUGUCUGCUGUUAUCAUUUCUGUUCUUUUUUUUUUAAAUAAAUCAUGAAUUUGUCAUUUAAAUGACUUGGAUUUUGUACGCUGCUUUUUAAGAAAGAAAUCCAAUUUCUUAAAAUAUUUUAUCUAAUGUGAAAAAUGUUUAAGCUAUUAUUCAGGGAUUAACCUUACCCAGUAGAUCUGUCUGAAGAAUCUGUGAGAUGAGAUGGAUACAUUUGGGUAAAUUCUACAUUUAUGAAUUGUGGCAUGUAAUGACACAACUAUCCUGUAGGUGGCACUAGCCAACAGCUUUAUCCGUUUCCUUAAAAGUCUUGAAGAUCUUUAAUUUCGAAGACUGAAUUCUAAUUAACUUGGCUCUGAUUACAUCAAUGAUAGGAAGUAAGAUGUUUAAAUUUUUACAUUUCUCCUCAAACUUAUGAUAAAGUUAUGGAUUUGCAAUUGGGAAACAAACAUUAAUCUCACUGUAAUCCCAUCAAUUUUGUGCCAUUUCUCAGUAUAUGAAGUACGCUGGAAUCAGAAAAACAUUGUUUACACACUGAAAAAUAAAAUCGAGUUUAAAAAACA